Messenger RNA from Acyrthosiphon pisum (pea aphid), 1307 nucleotides. RefSeq names its product Unc50 RNA binding protein (gene Unc50). The record is from RefSeq and is a predicted model, not a curated record. Lineage: Eukaryota; Metazoa; Arthropoda; Insecta; Hemiptera; Aphididae. The transcript has 8 exons. The coding region runs from base 407 to 1192 and encodes 261 amino acids. Gene Ontology annotation, cellular component: Golgi membrane.
UUUACAAUAUUACGUACCAACAGCCACAGGUCAUUAGUUGGUCGAAAACUUGAAAUAUCGAUUGCUUAUUAUUUGUCAUAACUCAUAGUAUUUAGUUAUCACCGUGAUUCGCCUUUACUCUUUCGUACUUGUGUUUUCUACUGUAAUGUAGUACUAUUACUUACUAUUAUACGGUCGGUCGUCGGUGUCUUUUGUAAUAUUGACUAUUUUGUCUAUUUUACGUUUUCACAAUUACUAUGUAUAUAAAAGGAAAAUUACUAGCUAUUUUGAUGCAAGUUGCUCUACUUCUAAACGCUCGGCGGAUGAAAAAAUAAGUAAAUAAUUUUAUUUCAAAAUACUAGCAAAUCUUAAAAUUUAAUACCUACCUAGUUAUAUUGUUAUUUUUGAAUGUUUUUCGUAUAAUAUAAUGCCAAGCAGCGUGAAUUCUUUCCGAUCGACAUCGUCUUUGACAUAUUUACCAUCACCAGUAACACAGCGAACAUGUAUGACUGCUGCUGUGAAACGCUACCGCUACUUGCGGAAAUUAUCGAACUUUAAACAAAUGGAUUUUGAGUUUGCACUAUGGCAAAUGACGUUUUUGUUUAUCAAUCCACAGAAAGUAUAUCGAAACUUUCAACACAGAAAAGAAACAAAACUACAAUUUGCUCGUGAUGACCCUGCAUUUUUGGUGCUUUUAAGUGGACUUCUAUGUGUUUCAUCAAUAGCAUUUACUUACGUUCUAAGACUUGGUUUCGUUGAAUUUUUAAAAUUUCUAUUAUAUAUUGUAACAGUGGAUUGUUUGUUAUCCGGUGUCGUAAUAAGUUCAGUGUUAUGGUUAGUAGCCAACAGAUAUUUAAUUAAAUCCAACUACAAAGGACAAGAUGUUGAAUGGGCUUAUGCAUUUGAUAUACAUUUAAAUGCUUUUGUGCCAACAUUAGUAAUAUCUCAUAUAUUUCAAUUGUUUUUCUAUCACAUAUUUCUCAGACACGAUUGGUUCUUACCAUUAUUUAUUGGCAACACACUAUGGCUUAUAGCUAUUGGUUAUUACCUGUAUAUAACAUUUUUAGGAUACAGCUGUUUACCCAUCUUGCAAAAAACUGAAGUAUUGUUAACUCCAUUUAUUCUACUAUUUUUUUUAUAUAUAUUGUCGUUUGCAAUAAAUUGGAAUAUAAGCGACAAUGUCAUGUCCAUAUACAAAUACAGAAUUUUAUAAAACUGAAAUAUAUUAUAUUGUAUUCUUUUUGAUUCUAUAAAAAAAUGUAUUUUUUCCAAUUAUAUGUUUAUAGAAAUUGUAUGUGUAUAUUUAUAAUACAUAUUAUGUCAACCUA